AUGACGGCCAUUGACGCCGAAGUCAUCAUUUGCGGCGCAGGCAUUGGGGGCCUGACCCUGGCUGCAAUUUGCAGGCAGCUAGGCAUCUCUUACAAGGUUCUGGAGCGGACCGAGACGCUCCAGCCAGUCGGCGCCGGCAUCUCCCUUUCACCCAACGCCCUCAGGGUGCUCGACCAACUUGGCGUCUACGAAAAGGUGCUCGAGACUGCGCAGAAGCUGCGCAAGCUCCAGAUCUGGCGCAACAACACGCAGUGGAACACCGUCAGCCUUGACAACUUUGAGCCCACCUACGGCUAUCCCAUUGUCUCGGCCGAGCGACACAACUUUCAUAGGCUCCUCUACGCCGCUGCUGGCGAGGACGAGCAUGUCGUGCUCAACGCCAAGGUGACUGAUGUCAUUGAUGUCCCUGGCGAGCCUGUGCGAGUCGUCGUGGAGGGCGGUAACGAAUACCGCGGGCACGUGGUCGUGGGUGCCGACGGCAUCAGGUCGGCCGUCCGGCGCGCUCUUCUCCGGAAGAACGACUUGAACAAGGGAAACACCAUCCAGUUCACCGGUCGUGUGCACUUCUCCGGCAUUACAAGCCCGCUGGAGAAUUGCGGCCCGAGUGAGAUCGGCGUCGCCAACUGGAUGCUCUACGAUCAAGCCAUCCUCACCACGUGGCCGUGCCAGGAUAACCGGCAGUGGUACAUUGGCGUCAAGAAAGCGGAGGGAGAUGUUGACAAGAACCGAUCCGUGUGGGGCUCCAUCACGCCGGGAGACAUCAAAAAGGUCUACGGGCGAGCCUUCCAUCCGUUCGCGGAGGGCAAGCAGUUUGGGAGCAUUGUCGACAAAUCAGAGCGGGUGAUUGCCAGCAAUGUUUUCCAGGAAGUGGAAUUCCCAUCCAUGUACGAUGGGAGAGUCGCGCUUCUCGGCGAUGCUGCGCACAGCAUGACGAGCUUUUUCGGGCAGGGCGGCUGCCAGGCAAUCGAGGACGCUGCUGUCCUGGGCAACCUCUUGGCGGAGAACCGAAAGACUCUCGACAAGCCGCACGAGCUCCUCGCAACUUAUGCGAAGAUUCGGGAGCCGCGAACCAAGGACCUCGCCACGUUCAGCGACAGCUUUGCUAUGCUGCACACGGCAAGGUUGCCGUACGGCAUGGGCCCGUUCGUACGCUGGUUCCUGUAUACGCUGGUGCCGACGUGGUUCUGGAUCAGCUACCUAGGCUGGCUCUACCGGUACCAGCCCACCGUCACGGCAUUGGGUAACCCGCCCAGCCACGGAAAGAAGAGGCAGUGA
Messenger RNA from Purpureocillium lilacinum, 1275 nucleotides. RefSeq lists its product as uncharacterized. Gene Ontology annotation, molecular function: monooxygenase activity; FAD binding. NCBI's taxonomy places the organism in Eukaryota, Fungi, Ascomycota, Sordariomycetes, Hypocreales, Ophiocordycipitaceae. The record is from RefSeq and is a predicted model, not a curated record.